GCUGCCAGGGGGCGGGGUGAGGCUGCGAGGAACACUUCGCACGCUGAAAGUGGCGCCGUGAGGGGAUGGCGGAGAGCGCGGGGUACCCGGCCUUCCGACUGGGGAAGCCGCGCUUCGAGCAGGGCUCGUUUUAUGGGAGGUUCAGACACUUCCUGGACAUCAUUGACCCCCGCACGCUGUUUGUCACGAAGAGUCGUCUCAAGGAAGCAGUCCAGUUGCUGGAAGAUUACAAACAUGGGUCUCUGCCACCAGGAACCACCAACAAAGAGCUUUGGAGAGCACAGAAAAUAAAACAGGCCAUCAUCCACCCGGACACGAACGAGACCAUUUUCAUGCCUUUCCGAAUGUCAGGGUACAUUCCUUUCGGAACUCCCAUCGUGGUCGGUCUUCUGCUGCCCAGUCAGACCCUGGCGUCCACCAUCUUCUGGCAGUGGUUGAACCAGAGCCACAAUGCCUGUGUCAACUAUGCAAACCGAAACGCAACGAAGCCGUCGCCGACCUCCAAGUUCAUCCAGGGCUACCUGGGAGCAGUGGUCAGUGCCGUCUCAAUAGCGGUGGGCCUUAACCUUCUGAUCCAGCGAGCGAACCAGUUUACACCAGCCACCCGGCUCCUGAUCCAGAGAUUUGUGCCAUUCCCUGCUGUAGCGAGCGCCAACAUUUGCAACGUAGUCCUGAUGAGGCACACAGAACUGGAAGAAGGGAUUGACGUCCUGGACGGGGAGGGGAACGUGGUCGGAUCUUCCAGGAUUGCUGCCAGACACGCCCUGAUGGAGACGGCGCUCACCAGAGUGGUCCUGCCAAUGCCGAUCCUGGUUCUGCCUCCCAUCGUCAUGUCUCUCCUGGAAAAGACGGCUCUUCUGCGGUCCCGGCCUCGGAUGCUUCUUCCCGUUCAAAGCCUCGUGUGCCUUGCAGCCUUCGGCCUUGCCCUCCCGCUGGCCAUCAGCCUCUUCCCACAGAUGUCUGAGAUUGAGACUGUCCACUUGGAGCCAGAGAUCGCCCAGGCCACCGCCAGCCCGACCGUCAUCUACAACAAAGGGUUGUGAGUGGAAGCGGAGCCCUGGCACGGAAGGCGGCAGCAACGGCAUGAAGAGGCGUGAAAGGAGGGGGGAGCCGAGUGCCAGAGGGGAGGGGGAGGUGGGUGGGAGGAUGCGGAAUACAAUGGGAAGGCGGAGAAGAUGACAAAGCUGCAGCUUGUAACGUCUUCCCACCGUCGAGAAGUGAGUGUAAAUUAGCACUUUUGGAGACCUGGCA
Molecule: messenger RNA, 1251 nt
Organism: Candoia aspera
Lineage: Eukaryota; Metazoa; Chordata; Lepidosauria; Squamata; Candoiidae
Gene: SFXN5
Product: sideroflexin 5
Exons: 14
Coding region: 66-1043 (325 amino acids)
Biological process (GO): mitochondrial transmembrane transport; monoatomic ion transport; citrate transport
Cellular component (GO): mitochondrial inner membrane
Molecular function (GO): monoatomic ion transmembrane transporter activity; citrate transmembrane transporter activity
Source: RefSeq, a predicted model, not a curated record